This is a messenger RNA of Dimorphilus gyrociliatus, 882 nucleotides long. NCBI's taxonomy places the organism in Eukaryota, Metazoa, Annelida, Polychaeta, Dinophilidae. The record is from the annotation of a GenBank genome assembly.
AGUUUCUAUUACUAGGAACGCUUAAACAUGACACCGCAACAGUAUUUAGAGAAACAUUUCAUAAAUGUCUAUUUGGAGGACGCGGUCACUCAGCUUCUUGAGCAUAAAGAUGAAACUCAAAAAGUAAAUGUUUACAACUUUAUGGCUGAUUAUUUUCAGAGUGUAAAGAAUGGUAAACACACGCUAUUUCGUUCUUAUUCAUACGUUAGUGCGACUCCUCAUAAUCGCGCUAGUAUGGUUCAAACAUUUGGCUCUUGGUUGAGAAGGGUAGCAACAAACGGUGAAUUAUUGAGCAUUGCUGAAUAUCAUUCUUUGCUGAAAUUAAUAUGUCCGGACUUCCCACUGUCAAUCGUUAAGAAAGCAGCAAGAAUUGUUUUAAUGGACGACGCCACUGAUUGUUCUAUGUCGUUUACAGACUUUUUAUAUGCGUUCCAAUUACAAUUUGUCUACGACGAAUUCUUAACGACUACUAAAGAUAUAUUCCUCGGUUUUCACGACAAAGGCAGACGAAAUAGUACGGGAAGUAUAACCUCGAGGCCUGUUGUCGUUCCAACAUCUGAAACGGAGAAAAGCGAAGAGGAUACUAAACCCCAAGAAUCAACUUCUCUAAAUCUUCCAAUAGAUAGCUCAUCAUUUCUAUCAACGUUGCUUUCAGUAGUUGAAAAGUAUAUGAAUGAUAAUACUUUCUCUGUAGAGCGUAUACCACCGAUAUCGGUUCUGGAGAAGAUACUGAAAAAUUCCGAAAAGAUAACCUAUUAUGAAUUUUUAUUAGCACUCACAAAAUCGGAUGAUCUCAAUAAGUCAAUAGGUAGAUUGCUUCCAAGAAUGGAAUUUGCAAAAAUCCAUAAUUUAGCAGGAACUGAAACAGAAGUUGUAAGGUAA